AUGCUCCUAGCUCUUACCACCCUCCUCCUGGGCACCACCCUCCUGGGCACCACCUCCGUCACCGAAGCCCACUCCUGGGUCGACUGCGUCAAGACCCUUUCCUCCGGAAAAUGUGCAGGCUACCCUACAAACUACCCCACCCGCGCCAACGGCGACAUCAACACGAUCUACACCUACCUCAUCUCCAACCGCAACAACGCCGCCCCUCUCUGCAAGCCAGGCACCCAGGACACCUUCCUCCGCAACAAGGACAAGGCCAACCACCUCCCUCCAAACCUCCCCUUCGCCAAGGCCUACCCAGGCGAGACCCUUACCAUGAACUGGCAGGCUAACGGACACCUUGUCCGUACUAAGGGCACCAAGGUGACCAUCUUUUGGACCGGCAAGUCCAACAAGGUUCUCAAGACCCGCAAGGACAUUGCCAGUGGCCGCAACGGGUUGGGCAAGGCCUUGGCGGUGUUUGACUUUGCCAACCCCGGUAACUGCAAGGACCCCAAUUAUGCCAACACCGAAUGUACGGGCAAGUUCACGAUCCCCAAGAAUACUGCCCCCGGACGGUACCAGUUUGUGUGGUGGUGGCCCUUUGACCAGAACCCUGUUGGAGAGGAGUACACCACCUGCUUUGAGAUUAACGUCGUCGCCAAGCCUAAAGCCUAG
Molecule: messenger RNA, 657 nt
Organism: Linnemannia hyalina
Lineage: Eukaryota; Fungi; Mortierellomycota; Mortierellomycetes; Mortierellales; Mortierellaceae
Source: the annotation of a GenBank genome assembly